Pterocles gutturalis (yellow-throated sandgrouse) is the source of this 959-nucleotide messenger RNA. RefSeq names its product meiosis-specific 4 homolog (S. cerevisiae) (gene MEI4). The annotation marks the transcript as partial. Gene Ontology annotation, cellular component: lateral element. The transcript is spliced from 4 exons. Gene Ontology annotation, biological process: meiotic DNA double-strand break formation; spermatogenesis; DNA recombination. The record is from RefSeq and is a predicted model, not a curated record. NCBI's taxonomy places the organism in Eukaryota, Metazoa, Chordata, Aves, Pterocliformes, Pteroclidae.
AAGUCAAAGGCAGAAGAGAAAAUCAAGUUUGGUAUUUGAAAAUAUCAAAGCUAGCAUUGGCUUUUGCAAUCAUCCGUGCAAAACCACCAGGGAAGAGUUGCAAAGAAUACACUGAGCACCUUGCCAGAACUGUAUCCGAACAAGAUUUUGGUUGGAAAUCGAAAGUUGCAGUGCUGGAAGCUGAAGUUCUUCGAUUACGUCAGGAACUUCUUUUGAACAAGAUCUGUCCAAGAUUCCACUUGGAAAGUGGAAAACCUGAUGACUCAGCUGAAACUCUUCUAGAUCAGGAAUGCAGAAACCCUAUGACUUACUCAAGCCAGCUGGAAGACUCUGGAUGUGAUGUCUCUAAUGACUAUGGAUUUGAUUCUUUAGGCGUAGCUUCUGAUUUUCACAAACCUGAGCACAAUGUCGACAGUUCUAAAUGUUGGUUGGAAAGAAUACCUCCACUGGAUCUUUGCUGUACUAGCAAGGAGGGAUCUCUGACUGCUCCAGUGCAGUUUUUGCAAUGUCUUCUUGAAAUCAGAAAACUGUCAGAAGGAGGAAUUCUUCAAGCAGACUUUGCAGAGCUUGAGAAUGAUUCUUUCACCAUAUGCGAUUCAGUGUCUCAGCUGCUUGAUGGACUGACUGUUUUUUACAACAGUCCUAAAUUUUCAGUUUCGAAUUUUCUUACUGACGCAGUUAGUGUUUUGAUCAGUUUAAUAACAGAUACUAAAUUAUCUAAUUGUGUUUUGAAGAAGUGUUUCAAGAAGCUGGAAGAAUUUAAGAAAAAUCUAAUUCAGAUUAUUUUAAGAAACAGCAGUGUCAACAGGUUCCAGGCACUGCAUGCUGUAUCACAGACGCUGGUUUUGCUAGGAAGGAACCACAUACUAAAAAAUUCUUUAAUAUCUCUUCUGCUGUCAGAAGUCCGUCAGUUUGCUGAGCAGUUGUUGCAAGGUCACCAGGAUGUGAUAUGGGAGUAA